Messenger RNA from Pristis pectinata (smalltooth sawfish), 3443 nucleotides. It is a transcript of the gene katnal1, whose product is annotated as katanin p60 subunit A-like 1. Bases 160 to 1632 code for a protein of 490 amino acids. Gene Ontology annotation, biological process: microtubule severing. The transcript has 11 exons. Gene Ontology annotation, cellular component: microtubule cytoskeleton. Gene Ontology annotation, molecular function: microtubule binding; ATP binding; microtubule severing ATPase activity. NCBI's taxonomy places the organism in Eukaryota, Metazoa, Chordata, Chondrichthyes, Rhinopristiformes, Pristidae. The record is from RefSeq and is a predicted model, not a curated record.
GGGGUGUCGGAUGUGCGGUGCCACAGCUCGUGUUCUGUUGGCUGUCCGCUGCCGGGGUAACAGGAUAACGGACCGGGAGCGGCUCGACAUCUGCAGCUUCACGGACACUGACCAUCGCCCACCUCCGGGUUAAGCAGCGGUAACGGAGUGUGGAGCACCAUGAGCUUAGCAGAAAUUUAUGAUAAUGUAAAGAAAGGGAGAGAGUAUGCCCUUUUAGGAAACUAUGAUUCUUCAAUGGUUUACUACCAAGGAGUGAUCCAGCAGAUUCAGAAACAUACUCAUUUAAUAAGAGAUCCAGCAUUAAAGGUGAAAUGGUUGCAGGUGCGGCAGGAGCUAGUUGAAGAGUAUGAGCAGGUGAAAAGUAUUGUAAACACUUUGGAAAGUUUUCGAGUAGAGAAACCUCCAACUGAUUUCUCUGCGCCUCAGCAAGAUGAGUCUUCCAGGGAUCCAAGUAUUUGGCCACCACCUAUUCCAGUUGAGCACAGAGCUCCUUUGAUGAAGCGGCAAAAUCGUGAGGUUAAACCCUUGCGUAAAGAGUCACCAGUUGUCCAGGCAAGAGGACUUGUAGGUCGAGGUCAACAGGCUGGUAGAGCUGAAAAGCCUAGCAGCAAGUAUAGUGGUGAUUCCAGAGUCAGAGGGAAAGAUGACAAGGGCAAAAGGAAUCUGCAGGAAGCAGCAGGAGAUGCAGAUGGGAAGAAAUUUGAUGGAACUGGUUAUGAUAAAGAAUUAAUUGAUGUUCUGGAGAGAGAUAUAAUAUCUAGGAAUCCCAAUGUGCACUGGGAUGAUAUAGCUGAUUUAGAAGAUGCUAAAAGGCUUUUGAGAGAAGCUGUUGUGUUACCAAUGUGGAUGCCUGACUUCUUCAAAGGAAUAAGGCGACCAUGGAAGGGGGUCUUAAUGGUUGGACCGCCAGGGACAGGUAAAACCAUGCUAGCUAAAGCUGUGGCUACAGAGUGUGGUACAACUUUCUUUAAUGUGUCCUCUUCCACAUUAACUUCCAAGUACCGUGGAGAGUCUGAAAAAUUAGUUCGUUUGUUGUUUGAAAUGGCUCGAUAUUAUGCUCCAACAACUAUUUUUAUAGAUGAAAUUGAUUCCAUCUGUAGUCGCAGAGGCACGUCUGAUGAGCAUGAAGCCAGCCGCAGAGUCAAAUCAGAAUUACUCAUUCAGAUGGAUGGUGUAGGGGGUACUUCAGAAAAUGAGGAUCCAUCAAGAAUGGUAAUGGUUUUGGCUGCCACAAAUUUUCCAUGGGAUAUAGAUGAAGCCUUAAGGAGGAGACUGGAAAAAAGAGUGUACAUUUCUUUGCCAACAGCAAAUGGAAGAGCAGAACUGCUGAAAAUAAAUCUACGAGGGGUAGAUGUUGCUUUAGGUGUUGAUGUUACAGUAAUUGCUGAGAAGAUGGAAGGUUAUUCUGGUGCAGACAUCACCAACGUAUGUAGAGAUGCUUCCAUGAUGGCAAUGCGUCGUCGAAUUCAAGGCCUAUCCCCAGAAGAAAUCAAAGCUUUAUCCAAAGAGGAGUUGCAAAUGCCUGUAACCAUGGAUGACUUUGAACUGUCUUUAAAGAAAAUCUCCAAAUCAGUUUCUGCUUCAGACCUUGAAAAGUAUGCAACGUGGAUGGCUGAGUUUGGUUCAGUGUAGUUCUAGGUAAAAAUGGAUGGGUUUGAGUAAUAUAUACGAAGUGAAGUCAUAGGGCAAUGACUAUUAAAUUUGCAUAUUUUGAAUCAUAAAUAGGCAACGUAUUAAUAAGUUGAGCCUUGAGAAUCAGCUAUAUACUAAUGUUGACUUGAUACAUACAAAUUAAAGCACUUUAUUAUACUAAUAAUUAAACUAACUGACAUGUAUUGGGUCAAGAUAAAGUUAUGUCAGGUUAUUUAAUUGUGUUGACCAAUCCUUUUUUUUGCCCCUUUAUUCAUGUUGGAGAAGUUAUUAAUUGUAUCUCAACAUAAAACUAUGCUGCAUAUUGAAAAUAAUUCUUCUCUGUCUGCCCUAAUUUAUUGUUGGAUUCAUUCUAUAUUUCAGUACAUUCCUUCGUUGGAUGCUUCAAAUGUACACAACCAUUUAACAGUCAUAUAGUGCAUCACAAUAGCAGUUGUGUUGUUUGUGUUAAAUAUGGAAGAAACCCUGUGUCUGCUUUAAUUUAUCAAGAACCAAGCUGAAAUAAUUUGCAAAAGUAAUUUGUCUACAAAUAGACUUUUUAAGAAGUUGCAUCUUUUUUUAAAGUUUUUUUUUAAAGCUAGUCUAAAAAUCCCUCAGCUAGGAUACAAUUUUCAGAUGUGUAUUAAUUGGGAUUAUUGCAGCACAUAGCACCAUUAGCACUACGUGUACGUAAUUUGAAAUACAGUUCCGCAGCAAUAGUAUAUUUUCAUUUGUUAAUUUUUUUAUAUAGUUUUGUGGAAAAAGAUAGAAAUGGUUUCAUUUAUUUGCUUAUUUUUCAGAUGAGGUUGACCAUUUUGUCCCAUGUGGCCCAAAUCGAACAUUAAACAUUAUAUUCCCAAAACAUCAUUUCAAUUUUCUUCUUGAUAUUUUGGCUCUGCUCUGUGCUACACCAUUGUAGCAAAUGAUUACUCCUGUUUAUCCUAUUGCCCUUGACCCCCAAUUUUGUGUUCACAAUUAGUCUCCUGACCAAGUUUACAAAGAGUGAUAUUAGCCAUUCUCCAAUCAAAGGUAUAAAAGGGAUACUAGGCAAAUAUGACAAUGCUUCAUUACAUUUGUAUUUAAUCUUUGGGAAUAUUUAGUUUUCUUAGAAUUAUUUUGCUUUUAUGCACCAGCAUUAUAAAGAUAAUGGUUUAACACAUUGCAUACUAUAUUCUGAAAAAACCAAGCCCAUUUUAUUAAAUCACCCAUACUAUCUGUUUAUACACUAGCUAGACUUGUUACAAGCAGUUUUAUAAACUGAGAACUAACUCGUACUUCCAAGCUUGGUAAUUUGGUUUAAUAGAGGUGCAGAUAUGAAGAGUCUUAUUUACACUUACUGGGCUGAUUAGUUUAUCUAACUACGAGUAACUAAUAGUAACCUUAACUUAGGGUUGGAUACACUAAGCAUUGCACAAGGACAUCAGAGCCUUAUUGAGUAAUUUUAAUUGUUCGAUUGUUUCUACUAUGAUAAAGAACAAUGAAGCAGGAAUAUCUUGUAGCAUUCUUGAUUUUUUUCAAUUUAUAAAUUCACAGCGCUGAAACAAAGUGACUAACUUAGCUAAGCUUGCUAAGUUGAAUAGUGCUGUAAGCAUCAACAAUUCAGUGUUAGGUUUUGAGCAUUCCUUUAGUAUCGCACUUUUUGUAACAAAGACUUUAUAGAAACAGGGAUGCUAAUGUUUUAUGUCAUUUUAUAUUGUCUAUGUAAAAGCAUUAUAUGUACUAUUAUGUUAAUGACCACUCAUAUUACUUGUGCAUAUUAUUUGUUGUAUUUUUUGUUAUUGCAACAGUUCUAAAUAAAUUUUUUAGCUUUUGUG